Messenger RNA from Carica papaya (papaya), 1082 nucleotides. RefSeq names its product Tat-binding protein 1(Tbp-1)-interacting protein (TBPIP) (gene AHP2). The record is from RefSeq and is a predicted model, not a curated record. Gene Ontology annotation, biological process: homologous chromosome pairing at meiosis; meiotic strand invasion involved in reciprocal meiotic recombination; meiotic joint molecule formation. Lineage: Eukaryota; Viridiplantae; Streptophyta; Magnoliopsida; Brassicales; Caricaceae. Gene Ontology annotation, cellular component: DNA recombinase auxiliary factor complex; condensed nuclear chromosome. Gene Ontology annotation, molecular function: recombinase activator activity; double-stranded DNA binding.
UGUAUGCUGGAAGUUUCUCUUGCCAAACUACACAAAGUUCAUCGCGGCAGCCAAAAAGGAAGUCUCUGGAUUUUCCCGCGCAUUUUUUUUGACUCAAUGGCUCCCAAAUCUGAUACUGCGGAAGCUAUUGUGCUCAACUUCGUGAACGAGCAAAAUAGACCUCUAAAUGCUCAGAGUGUGGCUGAUUCUUUGCAAAAGUUUAACCUCAAAAAGGCUGCCAUUCAAAAAGCACUGGAUAAUCUUGCUGAUGGUGGGCGGAUUUCAUUCAAAGAGUACGGUAAGCAAAAGAUAUAUAUUGCAAAGCAAGAUCAAUUUGACAUCCCAAACAAUGAAGAUCUUGCGCGAAUGAAGGAGGAAAAUGCCAAGUUGCAGGAACAGCUUGACGAGCAAAAGAGAGCAAUCGGCAAGGUUGAGGGAGCAAUUAAGAUUUUGCAGUCGAAUUUGACACUGGAAGAUAUACGACAGAAAGAGGCCCAACUGAGAAAGGAGGUUAACGAAAUGGAGGACAAACUGGCUAAAUUACGUGGAGGCGUUACCUUGGUGAAGGUUGAGGAUAGAAAGAUUGUUGAAGAAAUAUAUACUGAGAAGGUAAGUCAAUGGAGAAAGCGUAAAAGGAUGUUCAAAGAUCUCUGGGAUGCUAUAACUGAGAACUCACCAAAGGAUCUCAAGGAAUUUAAGGAGGAACUUGGAAUCGAAUAUGACGAAGAUGUAGACGUAAAUCUGCAGUCAUUCUGUGAUUUGCUACAACAUGACAAGAAGCGGGCCAGAUGCCGGUGAUUUCACAAGAAGAAUCAAUCAGCCUGCAAGCAUAUAUAAUUUCUCAAUAGAGGUGAACUUUUUUUUUUCAGUUUCUUGUAGAUUCUGAAUCCUUGUAUCUAGAAACGUGCUUCAGGGUUCUGAUGAAUGAAUUCAUUUUAUUGAGGUCUGCUUACCACCCCUUUGAUAUGUAUACCCGCAUAAAUUUUUUAUGCCAUUGUUUUAUGAACGGUUCAUGGUUGCUUACUUCUGAGUUGGGAGGGGCUGGGAAAUUAUCGAACUUUUAUUGAAUAGCCAAAAAAAAAAUUCAGUUUUUUCAUCAUCGU